This is a messenger RNA of Schistosoma rodhaini, 4503 nucleotides long. NCBI's taxonomy places the organism in Eukaryota, Metazoa, Platyhelminthes, Trematoda, Strigeidida, Schistosomatidae. The record is from the annotation of a GenBank genome assembly.
GAUCCUUGCAGUAAAGGUUUUCUCUGCUACUCGUGUCUUCUCUCUGGUCUUCAAGUUGCUGAGUAGUGCUAGCCUGGGGUUAUCCGUAUAGCUUAGGAUCUGAAUAAGCGUUCAACCCACAAGACAUAUCAGUGGCGACGGGAAAAUGACAAUGAAUAUUUCUCUGGAGCAAUUAGAAGCCUAUAUGGUGCGUCAAGAAAAGAGGUUUGAAGAGUCCCAAAUUAGAAUCAUGGAAACCCUGAUGCAGAAAUUACUCCUGUCCGAGAGAAACCCUGCUUCCAGUCAAUCACAAGUACCACAUACUGAUUCAGUCAUUAACGCCAUACAUGAAUUCAAUUUUGAUGGUGUAGCAGGUAUAACUUUUGAGUCGUGGUUUAAGAAGUAUGAAGAUUUGUUUUAUAUUGAUCUUUGCAACCUGAAUGAUGCUUCGAAAGUCAGAAUACUUCUCAGAAAACUGGGGACUGUGGAACAUGAACGCUACAGCAACUUCAUUCUCCCGAAGAACCCACGAGAUUUUAGUUUUGAUGAAACAGUCAAAACCCUGUCCCAAAUUUUCGGAGAGCAAUCAUCUUUAUUUAAUAUCCGUUAUCAGUGUUUAAAGUUAACGAAAGAAUCUGGAGAUGAUUGGGUGAAACAUGCAGGAACUGUGAACCGUGAAUGCGAGAGGUUCAAAUUAUCGUCCAUGUCUGAGGACCAGUUUAAAUGUUUAAUAUUUAUCUGCAGCCUGCGUUCUCCUGAUGAUGCUGAUAUCCGGACCAGAAUCCUAAGUAAACUUGAACACUGCCCUAACAUGACCCUACAGGAAGUAACUACCGAGUGCCAAAGGUUAGUGAACUUGAAGCAUGAUACUUCAAUGGUAGAAAACGGUAACUGUCCCCAUAAUGUCAAUGCAGUCAAGAGAAAAUCCUUGCAAGGUUUCAGCACACCUAAUUAUCGUAAUAACGGUGACAAACCAUCAUCUCCAUGCUGGGCAUGUGGAGGCUGGCACUAUAAGAGGUUUUGCCCGUAUAAAGAACAUUGUUGCAGUAAAUGUCAUCGAAAGGGCCAUAUAGAAACCAGCUGCAGGAAAAGAAACUAUAAACGACAUUUUGCAAAAUCUUACUUCAAGAAAUACAGGUCUGGGGCAUUAACGAAAAGAAUAUUGGUAUCACAUAACAAAGCUCGAAGGUGCCGCCAGAGAAAGUACGUAACCUUGAAUAUUAAUAAACAUCGCAUUCGACUUCAGCUUGAUACUGCUUCUGAUAUUACUUUGAUAAGUCCAGAAACUUGGAAGAAGAUUGGGCGACCCUCGGUGCAUCGAACAACACAAAUAGCACACAGUGCAUCAGGUGGGAAGUUAAACAUUGUUGGAGAGAUACCUUGUAUUGUGUCUAAAAAUGCUGUAACAACAAAUGCAACAGUGUAUCUUACAAAGAAGCCAGCACUCGACUUAAUGGGGUUGGAUCUUAUAGAAACACUUGACCUAGCAGACCACUCUAUUAACCGUAUCUGUAAUCGAAUCACAACUUACAACACCUCAGAGUGGAGUCAGAAAAAUGCCAUGCUACAAAAACACCAAGACGUGUUUCAAGAAGGAUUAGGCGAGUGCACGAAGGCUAAAGCAGUGCUAACUCUAAAGCCUGCAACUACUCCCAUUUUUCGACCUAAAAGACCUGUGCCCUAUGCUGCCCUUCCAAUAGUCGAACAGGAAUUACAGCGACUUCAGCAAAUGGGUGUUAUCGAGCCUGUGAACUUCUCGAACUGGGCUGCACCAAUAGUGGUGGUCAAGAAGUCGAAUGGAAGUGUCCGUCUAUGUGCAGACUACUCCACAGGAUUAAAUGAAGCUCUAGAGUCACAUCAGUAUCCGUUGCCCUUACCAGAAGAUCUUUUCGCUAAGCUGAACGGUGGCAGAUAUUUUGCGAAAUUGGACUUAUCAGACGCAUAUUUUCAAAUCCCGGUAUCUGAUGAAAGCAAAGAUCUUUUAACGAUCAACACACACAAAGGUCUGUUCCGGUAUAACCGACUACCUUUUGGGGUGAAGACAGCGCCUUCUAUUUUUCAGCAAAUUAUGGAUACCAUGUUACAAGGUAUUCCAGGGGCAGCAGCUUACUUAGACGACAUCAUAAUUAUGGCAGUAGAUAAAAUGGACCUGCAGAAGAAACUAGACCAGGUACUAGAACGCGUAGCCGAUUAUGGUUUUCGACUCCGAGCGGAAAAAUGUGACUUCUAUAUGCAGCAAGUACGGUACCUGGGUUUCAUAAUAGAUAAAGACGGAAGACGACCAGAUCCAGAGAACAUUGAAGCGGUGAAAACAAUGCCUAGACCCAGGGACAUUACCACCCUACGAUCAUUCUUGGGGUUGGUCAGCCAUUAUGGUACCUUCCUCCCUGAUCUCCAUCGUCUACGUUCUCCACUAAACAACCUAUUACAAAAGAAUACGAGAUGGAAUUGGUCUGCAGACUGCCAAGCGUCUUUCGAGAAAAUCAAGCAACUCCUGACUUCCAAUCUUUUAUUGACACACUAUGAUCCUUCUCUACCGAUAGUCGUCGCUUCAGAUGCUUCGAACUAUGGUGUGGGUGCAGUUAUCUCUCACAUUUUUCCUGAUGGGUCUGAAAAAGCUAUCUCACACGCUGCCAGAUCUUUGACAACGACCGAAAGGAACUAUAGUCAGAUUGAAAAAGAGGCCCUAUCAAUUAUCUUUGCAGUGAAGAAGUUCCAUAAGAUGAUAUAUGGCCGACAUUUUACUCUAAUAACAGACCAUAAACCACUACUUGCAGUUUUUGGGUCAAAGAAAGGUAUUCCAGUUCAUACAGCUAACCGACUCCAACGAUGGGCAACCACACUUCUUGGUUACGACUUCAAGAUAAAGUAUCAGUCUACUACUGCCUUCGGACAAGCUGACGCAUUGUCAAGAUUAAUAGGCUCCAAAUCAAAAACCCCAGAGGAGACUCUUGUAGCAAGUAUAAAAGCCGAGGAAGAAGUUCAUCGGGUAUUGGAUGACGCAAUCAAUGGACUCCCAGUAACCUUUGAAACUAUCAAGAAGAUCACUGAAUGCGAUAAGAUACUGAGCACAGUCAAAUGCUAUCUCUCGUCCAAAUGGCCAAACAAUCGCCUUGACGGAGAACUUUUGCAAUAUUUUCGUCGACGGGACUCACUAAUGGUUGUUGACUCGUGUAUUAUGUUCGGUGAUCGAAUCGUUAUUCCGAAGUUAUUACGUCACAAGGUUCUCAAGCAGUUUCACAAUGGCCAUCCUGGAAUAAAUAAAAUGAAAUCGUUGGCUCGUAGUUAUGCUUAUUGGCCGUCAAUGGACAAAGAUAUCGAGAAUAAAUGCCGUAACUGUCCAUCAUGCAUUCAAGCCGCUAAAAAUCCUGUGAAAUGCGAACCGCAGUAUUGGCCUACGCCAGCGGGACCCUGGGAAAGAAUUCAUGCAGAUUUUGCUGGUCCAAUCCAAGGAAAAAUGUUUCUAAUUAUCGUAGAUGCAUUUACUAAAUGGCCGGAAGUAUAUACCAUGCCAAAUUGUACAACCUCAGAAACAAUCUACAAGCUGUCUACCCUGUUUAGCUGUUUUGGAGUACCAGAGACCUUAGUAACAGACAACGGCUCGCAAUUCGCCGCAGAAUCGUUUAAGCAUUUCUGUAAAGCAAACGGAAUAACUCACCUUCGUUCUUCACCCUAUCAUCCACAAUCUAACGGACAAGCAGAACGCUUCGUGGACACUUUUAAACGAGCAUUACUGAAGGGGGGAGGCGAAGGGCCGACUGGGCAGGUGAUCACGAAAUUUUUAACAUCCUACAGAUCCACUCCGAAUCCGAAUGUUCCGGACGGCAAGUCUCCUGCGGAAGACAUGUUCGGAAGACGUGUUCGAACCGUCUUCAAUGCCAUGUUGCCAUCCCAAUUAGUUGAUGAGCGCAGUCACAAUCCAAGUAUUCGGAACUUCAGUGUCGGCGACAAAGUUUACAUUAAAUCCUACAUCGGGAAGAACCGAUGGGAGCCAGGAGAAGUCGUACAAAAAUUGGGAAGAGUUCUGUACAGAGUUCGAGGAACUUUUGGGAUGUGCAUACGACACACAAAUCAAAUCCUUAAAGACAAAAGAAUGAUGCAGAAUCGAAGUAACCCGCCGAAUUUUCCGUUAGAUUUAAUCUUAGACUCACCAACGCCACAAACGCCAAUGAAUACUGAAAGGAAGCCGUGGACAGGGAAGAUGACGAGAAUAAUGGGACGACGUCGCAACCCAGUUACCAAACUACAAGUUGACCCUAGGAAGAAGUCUUAUUCGGGGGAGGUGUUAAGUCGGCUUCCCGCGAACUCCAACAGAGCCCCCAGAGGCUCAAAAAGAGUCCCAACCAAUCAGAGUACGACAGAACAUUCUGGAGUUCCAACGUGGCACGCUACCAUUGGUCAGUAGCAAUAUAUGUCGUUUAUUGGAUUGGCUGAAUUAGGAUGUUGAUUUAACUUAAGCAAACAUCUAUAAAUACUUACGAUUUUCUGUACAAAAAUGAUCCUUGCAGUAAAGGUUUUCUCUGC